AUGGCACCCAGGGAGCACCACCCCCAGGCGCUGAUGGCGCGCUUCUGGAAGAAGUUCCACCACAGAACGCCCGGCAAAGUCACAUCCAUCUUCCCCAGCAGCAUGUACGGUGCCUUCCACGAUGACUCCAUCCCCGCCUCUGCUCGCGUGCGCAACGCAGCCGGGAGCUACGACGAGGCCCGGGCCGAGUGCGCGGCCAUGGUCCAGGAGAUCGUGGAGCACUGCGAGGCCACCAACACCAGCUUCCUUGACAAGGAGUUCGAGCUUGAGCAUGACUACUACAUGGAGAUCGAUGAUUGUCUCCGCGGGCUCAUCAGAAAAGAGGAGAAGACUCGGCCUGGUGGUGUUCACCGUGUUCCUUGGAUCUACGAGAACCCCAGGUUUAAUGUCGACGGCUUCUCUGGCUCGGACAUUGCCCAGGGCGCUCUUGGCGACUGUUGGUGGCUUGCGGGACUUGGCACAAUCGCUCACCGUAAGGAUCUGAUGGACAAGGUCUGCGUCGCCCGCAAUGAGGAGUGUGGAGUUUACGGUUUCGUGUUUUUUAGGGACGGAGAAUGGGUCCCUACUGUCAUUGAUGAUAACCUCUAUCUCUCGAGUGGUGACUGGACCAAAGCUGGGACAGGCACUGAUGCCACGGGUAACAAGGCAAGGGCUUGGAAGAAGAACAAGCAAACGGGCUCGGGUGCUCUUUACAUGGCCUCGUGCAAGGAUGAGAACGAAACAUGGUUGCCAUUGCUUGAGAAAGCCUAUGCGAAGGCGCAUGGCGACUAUGAAGCCCUCGAGGGCGGCUGGAUUGGAGCAGGUGUUGAAGACAUGACUGGAGGUGUCUCAAGCGUGGUUCUGACGAGCCGCGUUUUGCGGAAGGACAAGCUGUGGCACGAGCUGCGCCAAGUCGACCAAGAUGAUGGCCAGUUCGUCUACGGACUCGCUGCAUCAUUUGGUGUAGGCACCGGAGAGCGGAAUGGUCUGAUGCUAGACCAUGCUUAUUCCGUUACCAAGGCAGUUGAGAUUGAGGAUGCGACCGGGCGAAAGAUCAAGCUUCUACAAAUUAGGAAUCCUUGGGGUCAGAACGCAUCUACUGGCUUGGGAGAAUGGCAUGGCCCGUGGUCAGAUGGAUCCAAGGAGUGGACUCCCGAAACAAUGAGGAAGCUCAACCAUCAGUUUGGUGAUGACGGCGUGUUCUGGAUGACCCUGGAAGAUGUACUGCACAACUUCCAAUGGCUCAACCGCACACGGCUGUUUAACGAUCAUUGGACUGUCGCACAAGAGUGGACCAGUCUUCCCAUUAGCUGGAUCCCAGGCUACCUCAACACCAAGUUUGUCAUCCAGGUCGAGAAGCCUGGCCUUGCUGUCAUUCCCGAUGAACGAUACUACGACGGCCUCGAAGGCCUUUACAGAUUUUUCCUGGAGUUCAUGGUCCGUUCCGAUGAAUCCGACAAGAAGAUUGCCGAGGCCACAUAUAACGCGUAUGAGGGUGAGAACCGCUCGGUGAGCUGCGAGGUGUAUCUCGAGCCCGGAACGUACAGUGUCAUCCCCAAGGUCCUUGCCAAGCGAUGCGGCUGGAAGUAUGAGCUGAGGGACGUUGUUAAGUCAUACGCGCCAACCAGGCCCCUCAAGCUCCAGCAAAAGGCCAAGUUCUACGACACAGCGCAUGCGAAGCCUGGGGUGAAAGACGAGGAUGAAGAGCUGAUGAUCAAGAAGUGGGAGGAGAAACAGCGAAAGAAGGAGCUGAAGAAGAAAGCAGAGGAGGAAAACGGCAUGAAGCUCGAAAUGCUUCAGAUGCGGGCUUAUAUUUCCGCUUUGCACGAGGAAAUGGAGAAGCGCGAGAAGGCGAAGGUCGAAGAACAAGACAAGCAAAAGACCAAGGCAAAUGAGACCCAGAAGCAAAGGAAAAAGUCACGCGGAAAGAGCAAGCCUGCUGCAGAAGAGAACAGCAAAGGGCAACGUGGGAGGCAGCAACCUGAAGCAGAAGGAGAAGUAGAAGAAGAAGAAGAGACACCAGAAGAAGAAGAAAAGCAGGAAGAAGAGGAAGAGCAAGUAGAAGAGGAAGAGGAGGAGGAGGAGGAGGAAGGUGACGACGAUGAUGAUUCUGAAUCUGAAGACGAUGACGAGGACGAUUACGAUGAUUCAAAAGACAGAUAUCUCUGGAAUCCUGUUUGCGUCAUGGGCCUUCGCGUCUACUCCGAAGACGAUCAGAUUGAAAUCAAGCUCGUCGAAGGCGAUGAGCAAGAGGAGGAAGAGGAGGAAGCUGAGGGUGAAGAAGGAGAGGAGGAAGGCGAGGAGGGAGAGGAAGAGGAAGAAGAAGAGUGA
This is a messenger RNA of Clonostachys solani, 2310 nucleotides long. NCBI's taxonomy places the organism in Eukaryota, Fungi, Ascomycota, Sordariomycetes, Hypocreales, Bionectriaceae. The record is from the annotation of a GenBank genome assembly.